GCUGCUUGGAGAAGGGCACGACACUCGCACAGCUCGCAACCCUCAAAGACGCCUUCCACAUGAGCCAGCCGGGCCUCGCCUCCUCUCCAGGAUGAAGAAAGAGAAACAAAUGUCUCCUUUCACCUUUGUCCUUCUGCUCCACUUCAGCACGGUUUCACAUUUGGAUUCUCACAAAGGGUUAUCCGACUAUGCCCCGUAUUUUUACGACAACGGACCCAGCAGUACAAACGGGAACAUGGCUUUGUUCAGCAUCUCCGAAGAUACACCAGUCGGAACGCAGAUUUACAUCCUCAACGGCACAGAUCCAGAAGAAGAUUCGAUACAAUACGGUUUGACGUUUGAAAAGGGCUCCAAGGAGUAUUUUAGGGUUGAGCCCAAUUUGGGAAACGUGACCCUAGUUCUGGAGCUGGACAGAGAGGAACAAGACGAGAUUUCGGUGCUCGUCAGCAUUACAGACGGCCGGAACAAAGUGGUUGAAACAGCUAGAGUGUUCGUCACUGACACCAACGAUGAAACUCCUGAAUUCCAGAACCUGCCUUUUAUUGUUAAUAUCCCCGAGGAUGCCGUGGCAGGGAGCAGCGUCUACAGAGUCCAGGCGCUGGAUAAAGACAUGGGUUCAGGAGGCAGCAUCUCCUAUUCCCUGCAGCCGUCGCCAAACGCCAAGUUCACCAUCGACGGCAACAGUGGCAUCCUGAGGGUGAAACCUGGCACCACGCUAGACUAUGAGACCACGCCUACGCACUUUGUGACAGUGGUCGCCAAGGAUGGAGGAGGGAAAUAUAAAGGCAAACAUCAGGUUUUGACCUCCACUGCCACCAUAACAGUCAACAUCCUUGAUGCCCAAGACAUGCCUCCAUCCUUCAUAGGAACGCCUUACUUCGGCUACAUAUACGAAGUCUCCGUUCCUGGCUCUGAAAUAUUUACAGUGUAUGCCAGAGAUGGGGACCAAGGCAUUCCUAACCCCAUUUAUUACUCCACCGUCGAUGGAAGUGACGGUGUCUUCGAUAUCAACAGCACAAGUGGUUGCAUCACCUUGACAACGCAUCCCUCCCUUCUGAAAAAUGAACUCUACGAAGUGGAAGUCAAGGCAUCAGAGGUGGGAGCCAACGGUCACUUGUUGGACUAUGACAUUGCCAUGGUGACGAUCCGAGUGGUGGACCUUAACAACCACCCGCCUACUUUUUAUGGCGAGAACGGACCACAGAGCAAGUUUGAGGUCACCAUGUAUGAGCAUCCUCCUGCAGGGGAGAUCCUACGUGGAUUCAAGAUCACGGUCAACGAUUCAGAUCAGGGGGCAAAUGCCAAAUUCAAAUUAAGACUGGUGGGACCGAGCAGAGUUCUGCGAGUGGUUCCCCAGACGGUCCUGAACGAAGCCCAGGUAACCAUCAUCGUGGAGGACACAUCUGGCAUCGACUACGAAAAAGGACCGACCCUUUCGUUCAAGCUUUUGGCGGUGGAAAUUGACACUCCCGAGCGCUUCAGUGCGACAGCAGAUAUCGUGAUCAACCUUCUGGACACUAACGACAACACCCCCAAAUUCACUUCGGAGUAUUACAUUACCAGGGUUGCGGAGAACUCUCCCGGAGGGUCUAGUGUCGCAUCUGUAACGGCAAACGAUCCAGACUCGGGACCUUGGGGUGAAGUCAAAUACUCCAUUUAUGGAUCAGGGUCAGAUUUGUUUUCCAUCCACCCGUCGACAGGCCUCAUCUCCACACAGCCGUGGACCACCCUGGACGCGGAGGUGCGCUCCAAGUUCAACUUCUACGUGAAGGCAGAGGACUCGAAGGGAAAGUACAGCCUGGCCGAAGUCUUCGUCACCGUGCUGGACAUGAACGACCACUCGCCCGUAUUCGACGACAAACUGCUGGAGAAGACCAUGGUCAUUGGCACGCCAGUUAAAGUGGAGGCGAUGGAUGACGACGCAGAGUCUCCCAACAACGUCGUGGAGUAUUCCAUCAUGACGGCGGACCCCGACAAUGCGUUCGACAUAAACGCAGAGACGGGCGAGAUCCAGCUGAAGCCGUACAUCAAGACCAUGGAGAUCGUGCACAACAUCACCAUGCAAAAGGACUGCAAGUGGUCCCUGGUGGUGCAGGCCCGAGACCGAGGCUCUCCGUCCUUCAGCACCACAGCCGUGGUCAACAUUGACAUUACCGAGGCAACUCCUCUCAAGGGGCCUAUGGUGGCCUUUUUAAUGAAAAGUAGGGACAAUCCAAUGAAAGCUUUAGGUAUGGUUAUGUUUAUCAUUAGCGUGUUGGUAGGAGCCACCGUGCUCAUCUCCACCAUCAUGUACAUGCGCAACACAAAGUCGCAGAACAGGAUCACGCCGACACGCCGUAUCAUCAGGAGGCGGCCCAGGGACCAGCAGCCUUGGACUUUUCGCAUGCCCUUCUUUAAAUCCGAAAACCCCUCCGAGAAAUUCCUCAUGGAGGAUGAGGGAAGCCCUAAGCAGGAGACCCCAAGGCUGAGGCCACCACCGCCCUGUGCCCCGUCUCUCCCCCCUCCAGCCCCGUCGGCCACACGUCCCCCCGAAAGGCCCCGCAUUGUCCCGACUAUAUCAGGCGCUUUGGCCACCAGAGGAUCAAAGAAAGGGAAAUCGGUUCGCCGCAAGGAAGGAAACCUCAGCUCGGCGCUGGUUUCUGAGUUGAAAAUGAGGUUGGAGCAGAAAAUCAACGAAAACAACCAAGGCUACUAUUAACUCCACUUAAAACCUAUUCCUUUUUCGUUAUGAUGUCUGUUGGGGGACAAAUUGAACUUCACAUCUGGUAUGAAAUGGCAAACUGUGACCUAACCAAGUAUGGUAAACCUUCAAUGAGGGUUCACAGAUGGGUCUUCAAGAGUGAACUCCUCAGCUGACCUCCUUUCUUUCUCGGUAGAUAAUCACCACACUGCCAUCUUGAGGAGGAUGACAUCAUCUUAACAACAGUGACAUGUGUGUUGUUGCUUGACAGAAAACAAACACACAUACACUGUCUUUUCUCAAUAAAUAGUAGGGGUGUGGGAAAAAAUUGAUUCAAAUUCGAUUCUCACGUUGUGCGAUUCAGAAUCGAUUCUCUUUUUUUUUUAAAUCUAUUUUUUUUUUUUUUUUUAAAUCAAUCAAUCCAACAAAACAAUACACAGCAAUACCAUAACAAUGCAAUCCAAUUCCAAAACCAAACCCAACCCAGCAACACUCAGAACUGCAAUAAACAGAGCAAAUGAAAGGAGACACAAACACGACACAGAACAAACCAAAAGUAGUGAAACAAAAAUGAAUAUUAUCAACAACAGUAUCAAUAUUAGUUACAAUUUCAACAUAGCAGUGAUUAAAAAUCCCUCAUUGACAUUAUCAUUAGACAUUUAUAAAUAAAAAUGAACAAUAGUGUCACAGUGGCUUACACUUGCAUCGCAUCUCAUAAGCUUGACAACACACUGUGUCCAAUAUUUUCACAAAGAUAAAAUAAGUCAUAUUUUUAGUUCAUUUAAUAGUCAAAACAAAUUUACAUUAUUGCAAUCAGUUGAUAAAACAAUGUCCUUUACAACUAUAAAAGCUUUUUACAAAAAUCUACUACUCUGCUUGCAUGUCAGCAGACUGGGGUAGAUCCUGCUGAAACCCUAUGUAUUGAAUGAAUAGAGAAUCGUUUUGAAUCGGGAAAAUAUCGUUUUUAAAUCGAGAAUCGCGUUGAAUCGAAAAAAAAUUGAUUUUGAAUCGAAUCGUGACCCCAAGAAUCGAUAUUGAAUCGAAUCGUGGGACACCCAAAGAUUCGCAGCCCUAAUAAAUAGCUGAGUAUGCCCCAGUUAAUAACCAUAAAUCCACUUUUAGUAAUAAACAAUGUACCUCACACAGAUCUCAGGGCAUUCAAUCGAUCGCAACUGGACUGUUUGGGUUGUCUUGGAAGACGUUUCGCCUUUCAUUCGUGCUAUUAGACUUAGAUUGGUCGAUUGAAUGCCCUGAGAUUACAAUGACCUGGAUGAAUGAGGACAUUCAUAGACAUACCUCAUAUAAACUUUAAUUGGAUUUACUAUAACUCAUACCACCCUCUUUUGAAUAGUGUAACAACUGCAUCAUAUGUAUUACAAAAAAUAUUAAAUCUUUAUUAUUGUUUUUCCCAAAAAAUAUUUGUAAAAAUAGUAGAUGCCUGGUUUUCAGGUUAAGUACAUAAAUGCCACUGCUGGAUGAUUUAUGCUAUCCAGAUUUUAGCCCCCCAACAAUAUUUCUGUGGUUUUGCUAAGACGACACUGGUCAUGAAAGCCUCAUUUCUUGGGGUAAAGUAAAUGCUUAAAAGUUUACAAAAAAAUCAGUACAGUAGUUUUUUAAGCUUCUUUUUCAAAAACAUUACUAUACGGAAAUGAGCAAAUCAUCUUGGCAAAAACAGUCUUUAGCGCUUAACAUUUUGUUCGUAGCUAAAGUCUCGCAGAAACACACUGAAAAUCAGAUGUUUGCUUCUUUUGUACGAUUAACAUGUGCCACUGAAUUGUCAUGCUGUAACACAAGCUCGCUAGCAAUGUUUGCAUUGUGUAGUUUUAUGAUAAAACAUGCUUUUUUUAAUCAUUUCAAUUUUCAAUGCAUGUACAGUCUUAUUAUUUAAUAUAAAGUGUAUAACUCCACUGACGGUGUGUUGUUGGGCACAACUAAAUGUAUGCUUGACAUGUUCGAGCCCACUUUGCUAUGUGUAAUUCAACUGCAUGUGUAUUUUCUUUGCAGAGUGAAAAUAUAUGCACAAAUGUUGACAGAACUUCAUGUUUCGCAUCAAUGCCUUCAAAUGUAGGCAAGUUACAGUCACGUGAUCUUUAUACUACAGUAUUAGCUCAUAUCUUACUUUGUAAAAAUAUGUGGAGAUGUACGACAUAUUAACUAUAAGUGACACUGCCUGGUUAUCGGAUGUGACAUAUUUGUACCGUCUUUGUAUUGUCCUUGAUUUUCACAAUAAAUAUUUCA
Molecule: messenger RNA, 4918 nt
Organism: Nerophis lumbriciformis (worm pipefish)
Lineage: Eukaryota; Metazoa; Chordata; Actinopteri; Syngnathiformes; Syngnathidae
Product: cadherin-related family member 1a
Biological process (GO): homophilic cell-cell adhesion
Cellular component (GO): plasma membrane
Molecular function (GO): calcium ion binding
Source: RefSeq, a predicted model, not a curated record